Messenger RNA from Drosophila takahashii, 728 nucleotides. RefSeq names its product ADP-ribosylation factor 2 (gene Arf4). Gene Ontology annotation, cellular component: cytoplasm; plasma membrane. Gene Ontology annotation, molecular function: GTP binding; GTPase activity. The record is from RefSeq and is a predicted model, not a curated record. Gene Ontology annotation, biological process: intracellular protein transport; vesicle-mediated transport. Lineage: Eukaryota; Metazoa; Arthropoda; Insecta; Diptera; Drosophilidae.
AUUUUUUCUCUUUUUAAAUGCAGUCUCACUAAUCGAAUGAUUUACACGUCAAUUUACUUAACGAAAAAAGCCUACAAAAAAUAUAGCACUCCUAUAUAAAAAAUGGGACUAACAAUAUCUAGCCUUCUAACACGUCUAUUUGGAAAAAAACAAAUGCGUAUUCUUAUGGUUGGCUUGGAUGCUGCGGGAAAAACAACUAUACUGUACAAACUUAAGUUGGGAGAAAUUGUAACCACCAUACCAACCAUCGGCUUCAACGUUGAAACUGUGGAGUAUAAAAAUAUAUGUUUCACCGUUUGGGAUGUUGGUGGCCAAGACAAAAUUCGUCCGUUGUGGCGUCAUUAUUUCCAAAAUACGCAGGGGCUGAUUUUUGUGGUGGAUUCCAACGAUCGCGAUCGUAUUAAUGAAGCUGAAAAAGAACUACAGAACAUGCUUCAAGAGGAUGAGCUUAGAGAUGCCGUACUGUUGGUUUUUGCUAACAAACAGGAUCUACCAAACGCAAUGACAGCUGCCGAGCUAACAGACAAGUUGCGCCUUAACCAAUUACGGAAUCGCCACUGGUUUAUUCAAGCUACUUGUGCUACCCAGGGUCACGGACUAUAUGAAGGACUUGAUUGGCUUUCAGCUGAAUUGGCUAAAAAAUAAUUCAAAAAUAUUCUUUAAAUGUAAGAUAAGAAUUCGUAUUGUCCUAUGCUGAAAACUAGACCAUAAAUAAAUUUGUACAUGUA